AGGGAAGUAGGCUGUGCACCUGUCAAGCAACGGGGUGGAAGGUCGCCGUCAUGGCUGGUGAGAAGGUGGCCAAAAAGAAGACGGUGAAGAAGACCAAGCAGCCAAUUCGACUUUACGCCAAGGGGGUGAUCCUGGGUUACAAGCGCAGCAAGUCCAAUUGCUACAGCAACUGCACUCUGUUGAAGAUUGACGGAGUCCGCACCAAGGAAGACACCCAGUUCUACGUGGGCAAGAAAGUUGCAUACGUUUACAAGGCCAAGAAAGAGAUCAACAACUCCAAGUUCCGCGUGAUGUGGGGCAAGGUUCGACGUUCCCAUGGCAACUCCGGCGUGGUCCGUGCGAAGUUUGGGAAGAACAUCCCGCCGAAAGCAUUUGGUGCUGCUUGCCGUGUGAUGCUGUACCCAAGCAAUAUCUGAGAUCUUUGCGCGAUGGAGAUCUUUAACCUCUCUGUGAGCAAGUGGAGAAAUGGC
This is a messenger RNA of Durusdinium trenchii, 470 nucleotides long. The record is from the annotation of a GenBank genome assembly. NCBI's taxonomy places the organism in Eukaryota, Dinophyceae, Suessiales, Symbiodiniaceae.